This is a messenger RNA of Saccostrea echinata, 764 nucleotides long. RefSeq lists its product as uncharacterized. Bases 19 to 381 code for a protein of 120 amino acids. The record is from RefSeq and is a predicted model, not a curated record. NCBI's taxonomy places the organism in Eukaryota, Metazoa, Mollusca, Bivalvia, Ostreida, Ostreidae. The transcript is spliced from 2 exons.
UUCUGUUCUGAAAAGACCAUGGGUCUCCUUCAGAGCUGUUUUGCCAGAAAUAACAAGGUGGGUGUAGCAAAGGAAGAGAUGGAAGCGUACGAAAAAGUACGGAAAACAAUGGUCACAGAGGAAGUGACAGAAAAGAAAGGCGGUGUGGCCUUUGAUCUUACGUUUGUCUCUGAGGAAAUUCCAAAGAUGCCACCACCCAGAUUGCUUGAAAAUAAAAAGGAGGAUUUUGAAAAAUGGAGAGAGUCUCAAGAGAAGGCACAGGCCGAAAAGCAGGAGCGGGCACAACAGAAAAGAGAGGAAGCCCGUAUCCAGAAAGAGAUUGAUGUGGCCCACAAGGAGAUGGAGAGGCUCGAGAAAUACGUCAACCUUACUGCUGAAUAAAUCUAAUUCAAACCUCCCGAUAAUAUUUAUGUUAACGAACUGGACAAUGAAUUUGGAUAUCUUAAAUUUUCAUACAAUUGGAACCAAAGAGGGAACACCCGAGCUCUUUUGCUGUGAAUCUUUGUUUUGGCUUUUGAUUCUCUUUCUUCUUUUGGCUUAAAAUGUUUUUUGUGAAAUUUCCAAAAUGUCGGCCUCGGAGACAGAUCUUGAGGCUAGCAUGGCGGACAAAAUUUAAUUAUUCCAAAACUUUCAAAAUCUUUCGGAACUUUUGGCCUUACGAAUACUCAUUCCGUAAGUGAUCAGGAAUGGGUAUUAACUUGGAACUACCAUCCCGUCAGUGAUCAGGGGUGGGGGUUCCUCGUCAGAAGUCUUUAAAUUGUAAA